Molecule: messenger RNA, 3982 nt
Organism: Alligator mississippiensis (American alligator)
Lineage: Eukaryota; Metazoa; Chordata; Crocodylia; Alligatoridae
Gene: CRYBA1
Product: crystallin beta A1
Exons: 6
Coding region: 3004-3810 (268 amino acids)
Biological process (GO): lens development in camera-type eye; visual perception
Molecular function (GO): structural constituent of eye lens
Source: RefSeq, a predicted model, not a curated record
GAGGGGAGCGUGACGCAGCGCACAGCUGCCUGCUUUUGUCAGCAUCCCGAGGACGCGGCCUGCUCUUUGUCUUGGGCACGUGGGGCUGAGCGGUCUGGAAGGGAGCGGCACACGCAGCUCCUCCGGGGAAGAGGCAUCGGCCCUGCCCUGGAUCCCAGCACAGCGUCUGCGCCGGGUCCUAAGCAGGUCUCCCUGCCUCGCCCAGGGGUCCCUCUGAGCCUGGGACCUGACCUCAGGCUUCACUGGGUCCGACGAGACCUCGCAGACACCUGCGGCCCAUCUCCUGCAACACCAGAUCCUGUCCUGGCCUCCACAGAGCGGGGAAACAGCCCUUCCGGCCGGGCCUCCCCCUGCUCCAGCAGGUCGCGUUAGCCAGGCUCAAACACCCCGCAGCUGGGGAGCCAGACCAGGAAAGGGGGUCCCUAGCCCAUGCCGGCCCCUAGCACAGGGCAGCAGGAGUGGCAGGUUCAGGGCCUGGGGAGCAAUGGAGACAGUUACCUGCUCGGCCCCCGUGCCCCUGGCCAGCAUCGGGACCGAGGCCCCAGCAUCUCACUGAGGGGGCAGACCCUCUCGCCAGGGCCCUGGGACUGCCCCCCAGCAGCGGAGAACCGGACCCUUACUGCCACUGCCUGCGGCCCCAGCGGUUCCCUGAGGCUUGGCGCGUGACGCCGCCAAGGCCACCGAGGGAGUCGGUGCCAGAGCCAGGCCCUGAGAUCCAGGCCGCUCCAUCGGCGUGGACCGCGGUGUCUCCAGGGGCACUGCCCAGCCGGAUCCAGGGCAGGGGAGCACCGGGGACCCCUCGCCUCUCAUGUCCCCCACCACCGCUCAGCCACAGGCUCUGGCUCGGUGCUGAAGCAGGACAGCGACGGGGCUGCAGACAGUGCAGGAUUCUCCUCCCGUCCCCUACGCUGGAGCCCCCGCGCCCACCAGCCGCCCCGGGCAGUCCCAGGAAGCUGCCAGAGCCGCCCAAUUGUGAGUGGCAGCCCCUGAAGAAUUUUUUGUGUGUGUCAACGUCAUCUGUCCGGCCACCAGCCGGACGCCGGAACCGCCAUCGGCCACCCGACCGGGGUGGCCCCAAGAUCCACAUGGCAAACAGACUUUUCAAUAGUCCCAGGAAGCUGCCAGGCCCCGAGCCCCGGGGGAGGGGGCUCCCCUGCGCAGGGCCUUGCGCAGCAGGCUCUGCAGCCAGGCAGGCCACAAGCAGCUGGGGAAGCCCCGGGUGGGAGCGCACACGUGAUGCUGCCGGCAGACAGACGGCUCCGGUGCUCACGAUUCGCUCUCCCUCUAGCGGCCCGACACGAAACCGGCUGGCCCGGCCACGGGUCCCCUGGCAGCCCUGGCUCCAGCCGUCUGUGCCAGGCACAGGGCGCGGGUCUGCCCGAAUGCAGCCACGCGCAGGACAGCGCUGCCGACCACUGGACCUGCUGCUUCUUUAACCUCAGAGCCAGCUCCAGGCACCUCCACCGAGACCCGGCGUAGCCGCCUGCCUGGGCCCGGCGCUGGGCCUGGCUCUCCAGGGACCACGAGUGGCUGCGGAGAUGUGCUGGGCCCUGCUGCAGCAAGAGCAGGUGGAGAGUGGGGCAAAGCAGCAUAACCGCGCUGAGUCCACCUCGGAGGAAGGUGCUUAAUUGCUUCGCCCCUGGGUGCAGGGUGGGUGCAGGUGUGUCCUGGGGAGGAGUCAGGAAUAGCAGGGGGUGGGUGAGAUGCCCGCCAGCUGCCAGGCUCCUGGAAAUGCCCUGAUGCUUGCAGGUGCAUUGACGCUCCCCUGCACGCACAGCUUAUGGCUCUGCAACACGGAGGGAAGGCGGCAUCUCUGGACCCCGGACCUGCCUGGGAAAGCCCGUCCUCUUCCAGGCAGGGGCUGAGCUCUCCGGGCAGGGGAGCAGAGGCCUGUGGGCCCCCACCUGCAAUCCUGACCACACCGGGGAGGAGCGCCCGUGUCAGGCCAGGAGCCCCAGGCAGGGCCACGGGGGCCGGCGCUGACGGGGCUCUUUGUUUUGUCCCCUGUUGCUGCUUAGCGGGGAACAAAAGGGGCAGUCAGGCGGCACAUCGGCCUCUUUGUGUCCCGGCCGGCGAAGCGCUGAGCCCGCGGCCCGCCCGCACGCCUGGCCCCAUUACCUCACUCCCUCGGAGAGCACCGUGGGCGCCCUCCCGGCUUCCUCUGCGUCAGACCCCGAAGGCCUUGCAGCCAGGGGAGGCCUGGCCGGACCCCCUGCCAGUCUCCCAGGAGGGGCCCAGGCUGCGAGGCCGUGGGGCUCCCCAAAGGGCCUGGACGGUGCUGCCCGUGCAGGGUUGCUGGGGUAAGCCCUGGGCUCAGGCCGAGGACAGCACCUGGGCACCAUGGGUGCCCACCGCCUGUCCCAGAGCCACGUGUGGGACAUGCAUGCACACCGUGAUGGGGGGGAGAGGGGGACCACGACACACGUGUGCAAAGCCUGGCUGCAGACAUGCCCCCACUCUACUUUCUCCGGACACGCUUUGCCGGCGCGAGCCCUGUGUGCUGAGGGCGCCACCGACCCAGUAGCGAUGCCACAACCGGCUGAGACGGGCCCGUGGCCCUGUGCCGGGGCCUGCGCCAGAGGUGGGUUGUCACUGCCCCGGGUGGGCACGUCUAGGCUCUGCCACCCUUUGCAACCCCCCUGGCCAGUCCCACAGCUGCCCUGUGCCUCAGUUUCCCCAGCUGCAGGACGAGGCUAGCAGCAAUGUCUCGGCAAGGGGGUGAACCUGGGGCUCAGCCCCGACCAGGGCCUGAGGGAGCCGAGCAGGGUGCUCCAGUCCCACUUGCUGGGUCUCCCCCCCAAGCCAGGGGCCUUUCUGGGCAGGCCCCAAGCGUCUCCCCGCUGGGGGUGGCAAGCAGCCCCCACCUCGCCCCACGGACAGCGCUGCUGCCAGCCUGGAAAGACCCAGAGCGGCCAAACCGUGGAGUCACGCGCACCCCAGAUUAGCCACGCGACAGCCCCUGGCUCGUGCCCGGUGGUUUGUUUCAAUGGGGUUUUCGGAGGAAUGCGGCCGCGCCGCCGGGCUGAGCUGCCGAAAUCUCCGGGGAUCAGCGGGAGACAAUGGCAGAGAAAGCAUUGUGCUGACAACUCCGCAAAGCCGGCCCGCCGCCCGCCGGCCCCGGGACUAUAUAAAAGCCCGGGCGCUGCAGCACGCAGACGUUACAUGGAAGACCCCGCCGCACAGACCGAGCUAGACUCCACUCCAGUUGCCAGGAUGGCGCAGACGAACCCCCUGCCUGUCCCGACGGGCCCCUGGAAGAUCACCCUGUACGACCAGGAGAACUUCCAGGGCAAGCGCAUGGAGUUCACCACCUCCUGCGCCAACAUCAUGGAGUGCAGCUUCGACAACAUCCGCUCCCUGAAGGUGGACUGCGGCGCCUGGAUCGGCUACGAGCACACGGGCUUCUGCGGGCAGCAGUUCACCCUGGAGAGGGGCGAGUACCCCCGCUGGGAUGCCUGGAGCGGGAGCAACGCCUACCACGUCGAGCGCCUCAUGUCCUUCCGCCCCAUCGGCUCCGCGAACCACAAGGAGUCCAAGAUCACCCUCUUCGAGAAGGAGAACUUCCUGGGCCGGCAGUGGGAGAUCGGCGAUGACUACCCCUCGCUGCAGGCCAUGGGCUGGGCCAACAACGAAGUGGGCUCCAUGAAGGUCCUGUGCGGCGCCUGGGCUUGCUACCAGUACCCUGGCUAUCGCGGCUACCAGUACAUCCUGGAGUCCGACCACCACGGAGGAGACUACAAGCACUGGAGAGAGUGGGGCUCCCACGCCCAGACCUUCCAGAUCCAGUCCCUCCGCCGCAUCCAGCAGUAGGCAGCCGUGCCCGCGGGCGCCCUGCUUCCCUCCCGCCGGGCCAGCCUCUUGCGCCGGCCCCCUUGGUGCUAACACCCCCCACCCUGACCAUGUAACCAGCACACCGAACCGAUUCCUGUACUCUAGCGCGACGGCUUCGGGGCCCUCCCAGCCGCCAAUAAAGGUGCCUGAA